GGAGGCCCGGCUCGGGAAUCGGACCCGCCAUGCGCACAAACGCCAGAGCCCGCUUGAGAAUGUUUGCCGUGGCGAGGGCCGUGCUUGGAGUCUGCGCCUACUUGUGUCUCUGUCCGGUCGGGACCUCUCAUGUGCCCCUGAGGAUGAACAGAACCAUUCAGAACCUACUGCAGCUAUAUAAAAUCCCACCCAAAGAACGUUUUAACGGCCAUCCCAUCUUCUCCAGAGAACUCCUGAGCACCAAGAUGGAGGCCAAGGGCGUGCUGAUGUCGGCGGUGCUGCAGACGUACGAGGAGCUGCUGGAGCGCAUGCUGAAGCGGCCGCCCAGCCCCGCGCCGCACCCGCCCGCCGCCACCUCCGCGCCCGAAAGCGGCGACGACGCCCGAGUUGGACUCGACUACCUGCUGAAGCGCGUGCGGGAUCUGAGGAAGUACCGAUAUCGGGAGCAAGACAAACUUCUCGAUGGCCUACACAAGCUCCAAGGCGUUCAGAUGGACGACCUGGUGGUCCAGAGCAAAGCAUUGUGGGAGCUGCCCUGGCUGUACGAGGAGGCCAGCUCGUUGUCCGAGAGGCUCCGGGUGAGAACGUCGCGGCGCCGGCGCCACGCGCGGCGACCGUAAGCUGAAGGGAUUCCUUUUCAUCCGCUCACAUUUGACUUGUAUUUAUGACCACGCUCUCCACAAACGCAUUUAGGGCUCCUGGAUAUUUAUGAUGCUAUUUAAGAUAUAUUUGUGAUUAUUUAUCAGCUAUUUAUUGAUUGGCAUGGAAUAAA
Messenger RNA from Hippocampus zosterae (dwarf seahorse), 772 nucleotides. Its product is annotated as interferon gamma-like. Gene Ontology annotation, molecular function: type II interferon receptor binding. Bases 30 to 620 code for a protein of 196 amino acids. Gene Ontology annotation, cellular component: extracellular region. The transcript is spliced from 4 exons. The record is from RefSeq and is a predicted model, not a curated record. Lineage: Eukaryota; Metazoa; Chordata; Actinopteri; Syngnathiformes; Syngnathidae. Gene Ontology annotation, biological process: immune response.